GUUUUGUCGAGCAGUUGAAGCUGAAUAUAGUCAUGGGUAAAGAUCCAAAUAAGCCCAGAGGGAAAACGUCCUCUUACGCCUUCUUCGUGCAAACCUGCCGGGAGGAACACAAGAAGAAAAACCCAGGGACCUCGGUGAACUUUUCAGAGUUCUCCAAGAAGUGCUCUGAAAGAUGGAGGACCAUGUCCUCCAAGGAGAAGGGCAAGUUUGAGGAAAUGGCUAAGACUGAUAAGGUUCGCUAUGACCGAGAGAUGAAAAACUAUGUGCCUCCGAAAGGUGCAAAGGGAGGGAAAAAGAAGAAGGAUCCAAAUGCACCAAAGAGGCCACCAUCUGCUUUCUUUGUCUUCUGCUCUGAUCAUCGUCCAAAGGUGAAGGGCGACAACCCGGGCAUCUCUAUUGGUGACAUUGCAAAGAAGCUUGGGGAAAUGUGGUCCAAGCUUUCACCAAAAGAGAAGUCUCCAUAUGAGCAGAAGGCCAUGAAGCUGAAGGAGAAAUAUGAAAAGGAUGUUGCUGCAUAUCGCGCCAAAGGUGGAAAACCAGAUGGUGCCAAGAAGGGUGGACCUGGCCGGCCAGCAGGAAAGAAGGCAGAAGCUGAUGAUGACGAUGAUGAGGAUGAAGAUGAGGAGGAUGAGGAAGAAGAGGAUGAGGAGGACGAGGAUGAUGAUGACGAAUAAACUAUCAGGAAAACUUGAGCUGAGUUGUUUGCAAAACAAUGUGAAUGCAUUUUUUAGCAUUUAAAAAUUUAAGACAUGUACAGAAAUGUGUAUAAUUGAAUACAUAUGGAGGUCAUGUGCUGUUUUGUAAAUGUAACAGCUUUAUUUUUUUUUUAAAGCACUGCUUUUUUUUGUCUGAUAGCUGUGGAUGCUUUGGUUUCUUUCCCUGUUUCAUUAUUUCUACUGCCAUUUUAAGACUAAUGAGGAACAAUUUGACUGUAGUGUCUCAAUUUUUAAAGCAAGCUUUAAAGUUGUCUAGACUGAAUUUUUUUUUUCUUUUUUUAAUUUUGUAUAUUAUGACUGUUUCCCCUUUUCACUGUGUGCAAUUUUGAAUUCAUUUGACUUAUUAAAGGAUUUUGCA
Messenger RNA from Danio rerio (zebrafish), 1074 nucleotides. RefSeq names its product high mobility group box 2a (gene hmgb2a). Lineage: Eukaryota; Metazoa; Chordata; Actinopteri; Cypriniformes; Danionidae. Gene Ontology annotation, molecular function: DNA binding. Gene Ontology annotation, cellular component: chromosome; cytoplasm; extracellular region. The record is from RefSeq and is marked validated.